AUGGAUGGAGUCAUCGAGUGUCUGCCACAUUUUAUCGCAUCUUCCAUCAGCGCUGUUAAAAUAUUAAAUAUGUAUUUCAACAGGCGAAGUUUUGACAAAUUGUUCCAACUUGUGGCAAAACAAUGGCAGGAGCUGAAAUUAAACGGCGAACUGCACGUUCUAGAGGAAACCGUCAUGCAAGGCAACAGGAUGGCGCAAUUUUACCAUAACACUUUAGUAUCUUUUAUGGGAUUGUUCCUGCUGGUGCCACUAGUUUUCCCCAUUCUCGAUAUUGUUCAUCCAAUAAACGGGACUCGAACACGCCGACAACUACUAAGAGUUAAUUACAUAUUUUUUAACGGUGAUGAUUAUUUUUUCUACAUAUACUUGCAAUUAUUUUGUGCAGCAGCUGUUGUUGUGUUCACCGUAAUUAGUGCAGACUGGUUAUACAUGCUAAUAAUUCAUCACGCCAGUGGAUUAUUUGCAGUCUGUGGACACCGAGUUCAAAAAGCAACUGUGAGUCCAAACAACUCUACUGGCACAGGUGUUUCUGAAAAUUACACGUAUGAAAAGAUCCGGAAUUGUGUGAUAAUGCACAGUGAAGCCAUACUAUUUUACGAUAUAUUGAACGGAAGCAGUCAAGGUAGUUACUUAAUUCAGGUUGGAUUAAACAUAUUGAGUAUAAGCACAGCAGCAGUUCAAACCGUAGUAAACUUGGACAGACCGGAUGAAGCAAUGCGAAGUGCUGUAUUUUGUGGGGCUAGUCAAUUUCAUUUGUUUCUACUCAGCUUACCUGGCCAGGUUCUCCUGAAUCAUUGCUCUGAUUUAGCAGAUAAUAUUUACAGCUCCAAAUGGUAUAAGGCACCCGUGCAGAUUCAAAAAGUACUAUACGUGAUGCAAAUAAGAUGCAAAAGAUUUUGUUCGUUGAUGGCAGGUGGAUUGUACGAAAUGAAUAUAGAAAACUUCGGGAUAGUACGUCUCAAUCUAAUGCUAUUAUAAAUUUGUGUGAAGUACUGUGCAGAUAUCUUUCAGGUGAAUUUCGUACUUUAUAUUCUAGAACUGCCAUU
This is a messenger RNA of Bombus pascuorum, 1046 nucleotides long. RefSeq lists its product as uncharacterized. Gene Ontology annotation, cellular component: plasma membrane. Gene Ontology annotation, molecular function: olfactory receptor activity; odorant binding. Lineage: Eukaryota; Metazoa; Arthropoda; Insecta; Hymenoptera; Apidae. The record is from RefSeq and is a predicted model, not a curated record. The coding region runs from base 1 to 978 and encodes 325 amino acids. The transcript is spliced from 7 exons. Gene Ontology annotation, biological process: detection of chemical stimulus involved in sensory perception of smell; sensory perception of smell.